This is a messenger RNA of Vitrella brassicaformis, 2232 nucleotides long. Lineage: Eukaryota; Vitrellaceae. The record is from the annotation of a GenBank genome assembly.
CGCGCCAGCACUGUGUGUAAGGUGACAUAUAUGGGUUGAAUGGAUUGACCACAUCACGACACAGGCAUGCCAUGCAGAGAAGGAUAGGUCGGUCACAACCAACACGGAUACACGACAUGCAAGCGUUAGGUAGGGUAGGUAGCCAGGCGCAAAAAGGCACUCACUGGGGACGGACGGUAUGCAUGGCAUGGGUCACACGACACGGGAAGAGAGAAAGUCCAUCCAUCCAUCCAGCCAAGCCAAGCACCAGAGAUAGGCACGGACAUGCAUGUAGCCACGAGACAGACCACUCAUACAUCAGACAGACGCAUACACGCACUACAGGACACCACACGUACGCUUAUUGCGAUCCCUCGUCAAACUCCGCCGGCCAUCCAUUCAUUCAUUCGUCCACACCACACCACACCACACACCCCCUAUGCGUGUGUCUCGUUCGUCCCCUGUAGCUAGCUAAUUACUCACCGUCCGCAUUGGAACAGGAAUCGUAAUGGAUCUACCCUACCUACCGUCGCAUCACCGUGCUGAUCUCACAGUUCCAUCUCCCCAUGGAUGGCAUGGAUGGCAUGCAUGGCAUGAAUGCAGAAAAUACACUCGUCACCUCACCGCAUGGCAUGCAUCACGUUGCACCCGAACAUGCUCCCCUCCCGCGCCCAUCCCGAUCUGCGCUCAGGCACCUCACCUCAGGAGGAGAGGAGACGGACAGGACAGAGACAGUGAAAAACAAACACAACACACCCCUUUUGUCAAAACACAACGAACGCCAAGAAAACACAUAUUGACGCGGCUGGAAGCACCCGGAGAGACGAAUACAUCGUAGGUACCUAGAGGUCGGCAUCUCCCGCGUGCUGGUCGAGCCGCCGUGCCUUGGCCCCCGAUGUUGCGUAUUUGGGGUUGUUGUGCCGCUCGAGGAAGGCCACCCCAGGGUUGGUAUCCGGGUCGAUGCCUCUCUGCUGCAGCUGCUUUUCCCAGGCAGAGGGGCACUUGAUGUCGCGUAUCGACAGGCGCAUGUUGAACGCACACAUGUUGCCACGGGAGAUGCCGUUGCAGUUCUCGGUCGCGCGUGCCAAAUACCAGAGUGUGGAACCUGAAAGCGAGAGGCACAGUGGCACGAAUCCGUGCGUCUUUCUGUGAUUGUCAGUCAGAUGGGUUGGCUGACCUGUCGUGCACAUGGGGAAGCUUGCUGGGUCGGAGUCACUACAUGUGCCUGGGGGGGCUGCCGAUGCAGUGAAGGCGAAGGGCGACUUCUGACCCGCCCCCGUGUACUGCACCCCACCCCACACACACACAAACGACAUACGAUAGAUACGCGGACGGAUGUGAGGUGAGUGUGAUGUUCGCUGAAGGAUGCUUGUGUGCUGUGCUGACAGACCCUGAAGUCUAGUCGAUUGGCGUUGAUAGCUGCCCAUGUCCCUUGGUCAAAUUGGGUGGGGGCGAUGCCUUCCCUGGGUGGCCGAACGGUCCUGCUGAGGAAGAGCGCCUUGAUGUGCUGGAAGCUCUUGAAGUAUACAUCCUUCUUGUACACCGGGAACAGGUCGCCCUCGCGACCGUAGUUCUCACCCGUGCCCACAAAACGCCAGAUGCCGUCGAAGGUCUGUGGCUGCAUGUCCACGCUCCCCGCCAUGCACCUCUUUUUCCGUGGGUCGUUCUCGAUGCACGACGCCUCGAAACCAGUCACCAACACGCACUCUGACGGCAGACAUAAGAGCUGUAUAUGUCAUAGUCUUCUGAUAGUUGUGACUGUCUGUGCUCUUGUUACGUGCGUAUUUCAGGGUUUGCUUCUGCGCCAGAGUCAUAUUGACGGGGGGUCCGGUGCCGUAUUGCACCUCUGCAUAAAUCGACAGCAAGAAGCACAAGGCAGGGCUCUCAAUCAGUCAAAUUGUCAAUAAUCAGUCAAUCGGAUCCCUUGCUUGGUCACUGACCUUUCGCCGCCUGUUUCUGCUUGCACAGCUCCCCCUGACAGAGCAUGGCAGCAGGGUCCAUGGCCGCAAGCUUUUGCACCUCCUUGAAGGCGUCAAGGGCCACAUUCUUGGCACCGUCAAGGAACUCCUUGGGGGUCUCCCCCGACACGGCCGGCCGCAGCGCAGGCAUCGGUGGCGGCUUCUUGAGUGCAGGUGCCCCUGCUGCCUCAGCUGCCAUGCCAAGUGUGCCCAGUGCGCCGCCAAACCCGCCUAUGACGCCAUCAGACUCGCUCACAGCCGCGUUUCUGUUCACAGCCGGGUUUCUGUUGACGAU